AUGCUUUCACGCAAGGGUAUCAUAGCAGGACCAAAUGUACAUAAAGAACCGCAACUUAGGACUUCGGGACGAACAGAAGUUGUUGCUUCAUUUGUUCAACAACGAAUUUGGCUUCAUGAACAACUUUAUUUUCAUUCUUCAGACCUGCCUGUUCGCUAUCAAUCAUUGCCCUAUGAUCGACAUCGUCUCUCAAAUGAACAUCGAAGUGGCCGUGGAACAUCAAUCUCAUUUGAUUUUGGUCAAGAUCUUUCAUAUGAUUUUGUUAACUAUGCAUUAACAAACAAUAUAGAACCUCAACAUCUAGCACUUGUCGCUUAUUAUAUGUUCUUAUUUAAGUUAACUAAUGGAAAAAGAGAUAUGUGUAUUGGAAUGAAUACACAUACUCGAUAUAAAGAUGAACUUAAAUCAAUCAUUGGAUUAUAUGAAAAUCUUAUUCCAUUACGAUUUCAGUUAGAUCGUGAUGGUUCAUUUCAUGAACUAGUUGAAUAUGUUCAAGAAAUGGCAACAAAUGGUAUGAAAUAUUCAUAUUUUCCUUUUCAACAUAUUCUUGCACAACAUUCUGAUUGUUCAAAGCCUACAUUUCUUGAUAUAUCUUUUGAUUUUAUUACUAUUGAGAAGUAA
Molecule: messenger RNA, 621 nt
Organism: Adineta steineri
Lineage: Eukaryota; Metazoa; Rotifera; Eurotatoria; Adinetida; Adinetidae
Source: the annotation of a GenBank genome assembly